GUUGGAAAUAUUCUUAAGAAUUUCAGUUUGGGAUUGUGAUUGUUUUAAGAACUUGGCCUGUAUUGUUACCCAUAAAAAAAACAGAAAAAAAAAACAACCAAACAAAAAAAGAACUUGGCCUGUAAAGUCACUUGGGUUACUGCAUAAUUGUCAAGGAAAUUCCCUGUUCCUGGUUCCCUAUUCCCAGUUUCCUUGUUGUUGAGUUACUUCAACAUCUUGAGUAUAAGAACUGAUUUCCAUUGAUCAAACUAGUUAUUUUGGUUGGUCAAGGGUAUGCUUCUUAGACGGUCAUUUUUUAUGUUUGCAUUAUAGUUAAAAUGCUGAUAUUGAUUUUGAGUUUAUGCAUGAGAAAUUUUUUUGGCUUAUAGGUUGUGUUCCAUGUGUUCAUUUGGUCAAGGUUGUGUUUCAUGGUUCUAUUUAGGGGUCGGCUUCCUGAGAGAUUUAUGUUUUUAGCAUCAUUUUUGCAUUUCCAUUAUGCAUGUCCUUCUGAAUUUGUGUCUCUUUCCCUUCUCAUGAUAAUCUAGCUUUUAUAGAGCUGAUGGCUGAGGAAGCUUUGCAAUGGCUUCAACAAGUGGAAACCCAACAAUCAACCAAGAUCCCUUUUCAAGACUUGGGAAAUGUUUUGCUCAUAAAGAUUUUCCUAUAGGAAUAGGGGCAUCUUGCCCAAAACAGAACUGAAAAUUUGAUGUUCAUUACAUCUUUCCUGAAGCUUAGAAUGUUGCUCUCAUCACUUAACACAGUUCUCACUUCUGUAGCAGUAACUCAACACAGGGACAGAGGUUUGUGGUAACACUAUUUAAGGCCCCAAAACCUUCCCAUGAUCUCGGCACACUCCAUCUUUAGAUCUCUGUUGAAGCUUGUUGAUGAUGAUAGGGGAUGGGAACAGCAAACUAUUAGCCUUUACCUCUAGGUCUCUCCAUAGGUCAGAGGAUGCUUUUCAUCAUUUUUAUGCCCCUUUUUUUUUUUUUUUUUUGAUCAGAAUUUUUAUGCCCCUUUUGGAAAGACAAAUUGAAGAUUACAUACGCAUAUUAUGUUGGCACUGUGCAUAAACCCAAAACCACCAUGACUGUGUUGUUCCUGAAAAGUGCUACGUCCAUACGAUUUUACAUUUAUGGUGGUCCACCCAUCUACAUCUAGUGGUUGAGAUUAAUGAAUAGGAGCCCACCCCAACAUUGAUACCUUGUAUGAUUCAUGACAUUUUUUGCCAGAAAAAGCAACUUCUUUGUAGGCACUCACCAACAUUCAAAGUUGGAAUUUAACUAUUCAAGUUCUGUUCAGUUGUUGGGUUGGUCAUUUUGGGUCCAUCAGACUGUUGGAAUCAGUAAGCCGGGUUACUGAAGGCAGAUUUCAUAUCAAUCUGUCCCUGAAGGAGCAGUCUUGAUUUCCAAUGGAGGAUGAAAACCUGCAAGACUUUUUGAGUUCUGUUUUCCUUGAACCUUGAACAUAGCAGGUUAAUCAAACAUAUCUAGCCUUGCUUCCUUUUGUGGGGUAAUCUGGAGUUUUAGGAAGCUGUCAUUCUAGGAUCCAGAUCUAUACUCAAUGGCCGAAGGGGACAAGUUUUGAGUUCCAAAGAAGACAGACGUUAUGAUCACGAAAUGGAAUAUGGCUCCCUGUUCUUUGACUUGAGAACAUGCCCCUAUUGAACGCUUCUUAGGAUUCUUUCCUCGGGCAUGUGUAAGCACAUGUCCCUCCGUGCAGUUAUUCGGAACUAUAAUCAAAUGGGUUUAGACCAAAAAUAUGAAUCAUUCCCUAAUUAUUUCUAACUGCUCAAGUUAUUAAGUAGUUCCUCGAGACUAAUCCUUGAAGAUUUGUGUUUUUUCACACACAUUAGCUAGUUACUUCACUUCAGCCUCUAUCCAUAUGGGGUGUGGUCCAGCCUGUGUCAUUGGUUUAUCAAACUUAUCUUAGUCAUGUGCCAUGGUACAGACCAUGCCAGGGAUCUAGCUGUUGCUAUAAAUCCUGAACCCAAGAACUUGGGUAAUCACAGAUUUUGGCUGGGGUGAUGCAUAAAACGUGGUACUUUCUAGUAAUCAUAAGAAAACUUUAGAAACACCUUGAAGAGGGACCCUGGAGUUAGAUAGGCAAGUUGAUUAAGAAUGGGGUUUUCUCAUGUGUUUGUCUUGUUGAAUCCAUCAACAUAUGGCACGGAACCAGUCAUUUGACUCAUUACCCCUUCUGCUUUUGGGGCUCCAAAACCUCUUAUUUCUAUAGUUUGCUUUGAGAAGCAGGGGAGAAAAAAAUCCUCAUAUUAGGUGAAGAGGUGGUUUUUGUUGCUUUAGCAAACAUUAAACAUCCAUGUGGGGGCUGGGGUUGAUGAAUGAUUGAUUUGAAGAAAUGCUUCACCGUCCAAGUGGGACUGAAUUCAAGAACUAGGCACACUAACGAAGAUGAGUUGCUCCCGAUGAGAUUGUUGGGGGCAUAAUUGAGGCUGAGUUUGUUCCAAGUUUUAACUUUUGGGUCCUUAGCAUUCCACUGAUUAUAGUGUUUACCACAUGAAAUCCAGCAUUAGGAUAUAGUUCAAGUGCAGAAGGGUCAAAUCCGAGUCUUUUUAAAUGGUAACAAUUUUUUUUUGUCCAAAAUUGGAACUUUUAGUUCGGGAGUUGAUGGGGCAAGGUCCAUCAUAAUGAGGCAUUAAGGUUGAGCAAUCUAGCAGAAUGGCUGGUUGAGAGAUAUAAACAAAACAGGAGAAAUCAUAAAGAAAGGGAGAGAGAUGGGGACAGAUAAUUAGAGGACCAAGAACAUCAGCCACUCCACCUUCUCCUACUGUUUUAAUUAGGAUGGGGGGCAUGUGACAUCUCUUCUCCUUUUCAAUCCACCUUCAAUUCAAAGCAGCUUACAGAAUAGAUUGGUCCUACCCCAGUUACUUUUGUAGCUGGGAAAAUCCCAUUAGAAAAAAAAAAAAGGAAAGGAAAGCGGCAAAGGGAGAAAGAAAAGAGAAGGUACCAAGAAAAGGCAUAUAGGAAAAGGAGAAAGAUAUGGAGAAGAUGAUGAUGAUGAGGAUCAGAAGCCCAGAAAAUCCUUCAAAUGAAACCAUCUCCGAAGAGCCCAUCACAGCCACCACUUGCCCGAGCUGGAAGCUUUACGAGAACCCAUUUUAUUAUUCUCAGCAUCAACAACAACAACAACAACAACAGCAUCAUCAUUAUCAUCAUCGUCAUCAUCAACACCAGCAGCAGAAGCAAACUAGAAACAAGCAUCAUCAUCGGCUACAGCUCCCUCUCUCCGCUCGUAAGAUUGCAGCUUCAUUCUGGGAUCUGACCUUUUUCAGGCCUAUUAUGGAUUCAGAGCUUGAUAUAGCUCGAGCCCAGAUCAUCGAGUUGAAGGCUGAGCUUGAAUUCGAACGCAAGGCUCGUAAGAAGGUGGAGUCCAUGAAUAAAAGGCUGGCCAAAGAUCUGAAUGAAGAGAGAAGGGGGAGAGAAGCCAUGGAGAGGGUGUGUGAAGAGCUUGCCAAGGAGAUAUCAUCAGAUAAAGCGGAGAUCAGCUGGAUGAAAAGAGAGAUAGAAGAGGAGAGGAAGAUGCUGAGGAUGGCAGAGGUGUUAAGGGAAGAGAGAGUUCAAAUGAAGCUGGCCGACGCAAAGUUUCUAUUGGAAGAAAAGCUGUUAGAAUUGGAGGUUACCAAACAGACACAAGUUGAGAGGCCAUCAUCCAAGAUGGAACACAAAAACCAAGAAGAUAAUGGGCGUGGAAUUACAACAGCUUCUGCUCCUGCUGCUAUCUCUUGUGGAGAAUCAGCAAGGUUUAUUCCAGGUGAGAAGCCCACUUGUAAUGACAGUAAUGCUGUGGUUCCAUCAAUGGCAAUUCAGCGAAGAGCCUCACCGGAAACCGAAAAUCCACAUAUUAAGCGAGGGAUCAAAGGGUUUGUCGAGUUCCCAAGAGUUGUUCGAGCAAUUGGAUCUAGAAGUAGGCAUCUGGGCACCAAACUGGAGUGCCAAAAGGCUCAGCUACGAAUUCUACUGAAACAAAAGAAUCCCAUCCGUUCCAAUAGUCUUAUCAUGAGUUAAAGAAACCAGUUUUCUUGUUCUCACAUCUCUGUUUCUUGAUUAACUCUGUUCUUUGGUAAGGCAUAAUCUUUUCUUCCUUGAUAUUCUGAUUUUCCUGGCCAUUUACCAAGUACCCUGAACUUCUUCUGUUUUUGGAAGAAUGGAGUAAAUACUGUUUUUGAGUUUGUAAUUGUUGAAAGCAUGUUAUGAUGAAUAUAUGAGUGUGUGUUUGUGAAUA
Molecule: messenger RNA, 4218 nt
Organism: Vitis riparia (riverbank grape)
Lineage: Eukaryota; Viridiplantae; Streptophyta; Magnoliopsida; Vitales; Vitaceae
Product: protein BRANCHLESS TRICHOME
Exons: 1
Coding region: 2976-4001 (341 amino acids)
Source: RefSeq, a predicted model, not a curated record